Klebsormidium nitens is the source of this 1609-nucleotide messenger RNA. The record is from the annotation of a GenBank genome assembly. NCBI's taxonomy places the organism in Eukaryota, Viridiplantae, Streptophyta, Klebsormidiophyceae, Klebsormidiales, Klebsormidiaceae.
AGACUGGCACCAGUGCAAGUUCAACGUGAAGAAGGGCGCCUUGGCCCUGGGCAGGUAGGAAAGGACAAAAGGCGUUGCCGCAGGUCUCCCCUGAAGAUGCUCUGCACCGCAACUGCCAGCCCCAUGGGCAGGGACGCGCGCCGUAGUAAGAGGUAAUAGAUUGCUAGUAUCUAGAGCCUUUAUCUACAAGGCGCCGUAUCCAGGAACAAGCAGCGACCAUGGAGUUGGUCGACGAGGGCCUCUACGCCAUUGAUCGCCCCUACCCCAACCCUGCCGACCUCACGGACGAGGUUGAGAGGCCUGGCCCGGGUCCCCAGUCAGAAAAGCUGUCCCCCCAUCCUAUGUACUCCCCUGGUGCCCUUUCUUGGUUUGAUGUCCGAGUAAUCUACGUCCGAGUCUCUGGCUGUCCGCAGGAAGCUUCUCCGGACACCCUGCUCUGCCGCUUCCCUCCGCGGGGAAGUACAACGAGUGUAGAGUUGAACGGGGUUGUCAUCCCCCCCCAGGAGGAGAUUCUGGUGACUCUCAGACGGGACCGGGUGGACUGCAACUCAGAGGAAGCAACCUACGUAAGCACGGACAACAUCCGUGCGAACGGGUCUCUCAAUUUUGAGGUGGGCGCGGCACCCGAGAACGAGCUGAUUGUGUGUGGUGUGCUGGAGAGAAACGAGACGCCGCUGAAAGGGUUCGGAGGAUAUGGGGUGCCGGUCAAGACGGAAUGGAGCCUCGACGUCUCCUGUGCAGUCAGCAGCAUCGGGUGCUGCUUCAUCAAGCCGGACCCGCUCGACUUUGACACGCCGCCGUCACAGCCGCUUGUGGAGGUGUGCCUGGUGGGCAAGUUUGAGGCAGCCCCGGUGUGUCUGGAGCAGACCGUGAAGUUGGUGGCGCGCAGACGGAGUCUCCGGAAGACGGCUCUCGAUGCAAUCCCAGAGGAUGAUGAGGGGGCCAAGUUCUACAGGGAGGUCCAUGGCGACAUUUACGAGAAAGAGGACCGGGAACUGAUGCCUUACAGCAGGCAACAGCUCGCAUACUACGAGAAGCUUUCCCUGGACGAUUAUGGAGAAGGGGAAGAAGGGGAGCUGACUUGGUUCACAGCAGGCGUGAGAGUUGGCGUCGGUCUUGGCCUUGGGCUUAUGCUGGGCGUCGGAAUCGGGAUCGGAUUGAUGGUCAAAACGUAUCAUACGACAACUCGCACGCUGAAGAGGGGUCUGUUUUAAGCUGCUCAUGUGGCCAGUUGAGUUCCUUUCAGAAUAAGCAGAGUGCUCCGCUCGGAAGGAGUUUGCCUCUCAGGGUUUGACGGCCAUUCUUCACGCGUUUGAAACACCUUGUUACCAUGGUCCGUGAGCACCAAUAUCGAUGUUAGGUUUAAUGAAACUUGACUCUUAGUCAAAAGUCCUGUCAAACUGAAGCUCAGUUUGUCAUGGGAGCUUCUCCCAGUUGCACUGCAUAGGUGCUAGACACUGUCCUUGUCAAUUUGUAAGUAAUAAACCGAUGUGGCCCUCCCAAGUUUGGGCAAACUUCCAAUCUUCUGAAUCCUUUUUAGUCCUAAUCGGCAUGAGCCGCUGAUUACGUACAACCAGGAACGGGAUUCUGCCCAUCUCGAUAAUCCAUC